Rhodofomes roseus is the source of this 1331-nucleotide messenger RNA. RefSeq lists its product as uncharacterized. The record is from RefSeq and is a predicted model, not a curated record. Lineage: Eukaryota; Fungi; Basidiomycota; Agaricomycetes; Polyporales; Fomitopsidaceae. Bases 228 to 1331 code for a protein of 367 amino acids. The transcript is spliced from 7 exons.
GUCGCCGCUGCGCAUUUGUCAACUUCGCACAACUGUGCUUCUGCUCUCAUUGAGUUCUUAAGCUACUAGUAAGCGCACGAAAACGUUGAGAUAGGCUCAUAGUACAGUUGCACUGAGCACGUCCGUUGGAGGGCAACCACCGCGAUACUGCUCCCGCGUUGAGCGACGUCUCAUCUUCCAGUUGCAUACACCAAGAACGAUUUGGAGCUCUACCGUCUUGUUUCGUCAUGAGGCAUCGCGACAUUGAGAUUCGCAUCACAUGCGACGGCCAGGCACUCGACGAUCACAACCUUCAGAUCGAGGGCAAUGUUGCUGAAUGCUAUGUGGCAAGCCAAUCUGACAAGGUGUUCGAAAUAAUAUGUAGCAAUCACUCCUCGGCGCAGAGCAUGGUACUCAACGUGUAUGUCGACAACUACGAGUUCUCAAAGACAUCCAUCAUGAAGCCGAAGCGCCUGAGUCGAUCGAUCACUUGCAAAGUUGGGAGAAAUGGAAUAAGGCCAAUGAUGUUCUCCAACAUCUCCGUCACAGAUGAUGAGGACGCUGCGGAAGAAGUACCGUGGGUAGACGAUCUUGGUCUCAUUGAAAUUUUUGUUGGCCGGGCAAAGGUUUUACACGAAGUACCUUGGAGUCCACCAGUCGGAGAACCGCACAACUUGGGUCCCGUUCAUGAGUCCUUGAAGAAAGGUGGCAUGCAUUGUGUCUCAUUCGGCCCAACAGUCGCAAGUCCCUAUCGUAGAGGGCGAGCAGUGGAGAUGGAUGACAUCGACACCUGGUCAGCACCAUAUAUUAUUUUCAAGUUCAAGUAUAGGCCCCUAGCGAUUCUCCAGGCAGGCAUCCUACAACCGAUCGUCGUUGAUCCGCCGCGCGAUGACAGUCCCGACAAGUUGCCUCGGUCAGAGCGCCCGUGCAAGAGGCCUCGGCUAGAUGGCGUGUCGUCCACGAUCAUAGAUCUCACUGACGAUACCGAGGACAUAAAGUCAUCCGUACCGAAGGAUGAGGAUGACGACGACAUGGAGGAUGCCGCGGCGCUCGAGGCCCAAAUACAGACUUUGCGGAAGAGGCUUGAUCGAAAGCGGUUACGCAAGGCACGACGGGGUCAGUCUGGUGCUGUCAAGAAGGAGGAAUCUCCUACUCAGGCCUAUGGCGUACCGUUUGCUGCAAUAUUCGCCCCAUCCCAGAAUUUCGCACACGCCCCCAUCCCCGAAUUUCGCACGCCCCCAUCCCAGAAUUUCGCACGCCCCCAUCCCAGAAUUUCCGCCCCCGCCACCCAUCCCACAAUUCCGGUGCCAUCCAUCCCACAAUUCCGCGUCGGCACCCAUCCCCAUAAUUAA